Messenger RNA from Echinops telfairi (small Madagascar hedgehog), 1784 nucleotides. RefSeq names its product zinc finger protein 653 (gene ZNF653). Lineage: Eukaryota; Metazoa; Chordata; Mammalia; Afrosoricida; Tenrecidae. Gene Ontology annotation, biological process: regulation of transcription by RNA polymerase II. Bases 16 to 1527 code for a protein of 503 amino acids. The record is from RefSeq and is a predicted model, not a curated record. The transcript is spliced from 8 exons. Gene Ontology annotation, cellular component: nucleus. Gene Ontology annotation, molecular function: transcription coregulator activity.
UGGUCUGAAUCGGCCAUGGCAAUUAUGGGGCGGCGGCGCAACGUGAACUGCCUGAAGAACGUGGUGAUCUGGUACGAGGACCACAAGCACCGCUGUCCGUACGAGCCACACCUCACUGAGCUGGACCCCACCUUCGGCCUGUACACUACCGCCGUGUGGCAGUGUGAGGCCGGCCACCGCUACUUCCAAGACCUGCACGCUCCCCUGAAGCCACUCAGCGACUCAGACCCCGACAGCGACACAGUAGGCAGCGGCCUGGCGGCUGGCAGUUCCACGUCCUCCAGCUCCGAUUCCGACCCCGAGGAGCCCGCUGAGGGCCAGCCAGCCACCAGCUCGGUGACAGUGACGCCCAGCAGCCCGGCGGGCAGCAUCGGGCUCAUCACGCAGGAGGGCAUGCACAUCCCCUUUGACGUCCACCACGUGGAGAGCCUGGCCGAGCAGGGCACGCCCCUGUGCCCCAACCCCGCUGGCAGCGGGCCCGAGGCCCUGGAGGCCGUAGUGUGCGUGCCAGUGCCCGUGCAAGUGGGUGCAGGCCCUGGCGCCCUCUUUGAGAAUAUGCCCCAGGAGGCACUAGGCGAAGUGGUGGCCAGCUGCCCUGUGCCAGGCAUGGUGCCCGGCUCACAGGUGAUUAUCAUCGCGGGCCCAGGCUACGAUGCCCUCACUGCUGAGGGCAUUCACCUCAACGUGGCGGCCGGCAGCGGUGCCCCUGGCAGCGGCCUGGGCGAGGAAGUGCCCUGCGCCAUGAUGGAGGGCGUGGCGGCAUAUACCCAGACAGAGCCCGAGGGCGACCAGCCCAACACCACAGGCACGAGCACCACGCCAGUCAUCGAGACCAAGAAAGAGAAGGAGGACCUGUACAUGCUCAAGAAGGAGGAGAAGGAGGAACCGGUGGCCCCGGAGCUGGCCGAGCUGUCGGCUGUGGUGCCCGAGAGCAUGGAGCCAGAGGCAGAGGCUGAUGGGGAGGAGCUUGAUGGCAGCGACAUGUCCACUAUCAUCUAUGAGAUCCCCAAAGAGCCUGAGAAGAGGCGGCGGAGCAAACGCUCCAGAGUGACGGACGCUGACGGCCUGCUGGAGAUGUUCCACUGUCCCUACGAGGGCUGCAGCCAGGUCUACGUGGCCCUCAGCAGCUUCCAGAACCACGUCAACCUUGUACACCGGAAAGGAAAGACCAAAGUGUGCCCCCAUCCAGGCUGCGGCAAGAAGUUCUACUUGUCCAACCACCUGCGGCGGCACAUGAUCAUCCACUCAGGUGUCCGGGAAUUCACCUGCGAGACCUGCGGCAAGUCCUUUAAGAGAAAGAACCACCUGGAAGUCCACCGACGCACGCACACAGGGGAGACGCCUCUGCAGUGUGAGAUCUGCGGCUACCAGUGCCGGCAGCGCGCCUCGCUCAACUGGCACAUGAAGAAGCACACGGCGGAGGUGCAGUACAACUUCACGUGCGAGCGCUGCGGGAAGCGCUUCGAGAAGCUGGACAGCGUCAAGUUCCACACGCUCAAAAGCCACCCGGACCACAAACCCACCUGAGCCACCCGACCACUGACCCUUCCUAUUUAUUUGUCCUUUUGGAUACCUCACCCGGGCCUAUGGGGCGGGGUGGGGUAGGGGGGCUUCGAGACCGCGGGCCGGAAGGAGGCGCCCCGCCCCACCCUGCCCCGCCCCAGGCUGGGCCACCUGGGCAGGUCCCCCUUCCCCACCCCCUCGCACCUCUGGAGCUGGCGCCUGGAGCGGCACGGCUGGAACUGUGUCCAGAGAGAAGUGAGAUUAAAGAGUGAGAAGGGAUA